GAGAGACGGAGCUGAGAUAAAGAAGAGGAGGAAGAAGAGGAGAAGAGAAGAAAAGAGCUGCAGAAUCCCCGGAGGAGCAGGAGAGCAGGAGACCAGGGAGGAGGAGGAGGUUCAGGAGCUGGAGCUGCAGGUGGAGGUUCAUCAAGGUCCUGAAGCUCCUGCUACGUGAUGAAGACGAGGAUGAGGAAGAGGUUCCUACCGUCACCUGAAGACUGAAGCAGAACCUGGACCGGACAGAGUUCUGAUCAACUCCCAGUUCUGACCGGACCCAAACUCCCCACCAGUUCUGGGAACUAGUUGCUACCGUUUCAUGGUCACCAGGAACUAAUGAUCCCGUUUCCCCGGAUACGGGACCGGACUACAGGAAGUUGAUCCGGACCAGCGAGGCCACCAUGUCCUGGAAGAGGAACUACUUCUCGUCGGUGGGGGGGGGCAGUGGCGUGGGGGGGGUCCUGGCUCCGCCCCCAGUCCUGGCCCCGCCCACCUCCACCUCCCUCCCCCCCAGCAAGGGACUGAGCAACGAACCGGGGAAGAACAGCUGCUUCCUGAACUCUGCCCUGCAGGUUUUGUGGCACCUGGACAUUUUCCGCCGGAGUUUCCGUCAGCUGACGACCCACAAGUGCCUGGAGGAAUCCUGCAUCUUCUGUGCUCUCAAGAGUUUGUUUGUCCAGUUCCAGUUCAGCUCCGACCAGGUUCUUCCCUCCGACCAUCUCCGCUCGGCUCUGGCCAGAACCUUCCAGGACCAGCAGAAGUUCCAGCUGGGCGUCAUGGACGACGCGGCCGAGUGCUUCGAGAACAUCCUGAUGAGGAUCCACUUCCACAUCUCCGAGGAAACCAAGGAGGACGUUUGUACGACUCCCACCUGCAUCCCCCACCAGAAGUUCGCCAUGACGCUCUUCGAGCAGUGUGUGUGCAGCAGCUGUGGAGUUUCCUCAGAUCCUCUCCCCUUCGUCCAGAUGGUUCACUACAUCUCCACCACGUCGCUGUGCAACCAGGCGGUGCAGAUGCUGGAGUCGAGGGAAAAGGCGACGCCCAGCAUGUUCGGGGAGCUGCUGCGCAACGCUAGCAUGGGGGAUCUGCGGCGCUGCCCCAGCCAGUGCGGCCAGCAGCUCCGGAUCGCCCGGGUUCUGCUCAACACCCCGGAGAUCGUCACCAUCGGUCUGGUCUGGGACUCUGAGAACUCGGACCUGGCGGAGGACGUGAUCCACUCGCUGGGGACGUGUCUGCGGCUGGGGGACCUUUUCUACCGGGUGACGGAGGAGAAGGCCAGGAGGACGGAGCUCUACCUGGUGGGCGUGGUCUGUUACUACGGGAAACACUACUCCACCUUCUUCUUCCAGACCAGGAUCCGCCGCUGGAUGUACUUUGACGACGCGCAUGUCAAGGAGAUCGGUCCCAAGUGGAAGGACGUGGUGUCUCGCUGCAUCAGGGGACGCUACCAGCCGCUGCUGCUGCUGUACGCCGACCCGCGGGGGACGCCGGUGCCGGUAGCGGGGCAGGACCUGGACCUGCACCGCCUCAGCAAGACCUGCUACGACAGCAGCGAAGACUCGGGUAACUACAACACAGCUAGGAGUCGUAGUAGUAGCAACAGCAGCCCCCGCUCAGGCCGAGAGCCUUCCAUCUCCAGCGACACUCGCACCGACUCGUCGACGGAGAGCUACUCGGGCCGUCAGCCCCCCCAACACCCCGCCCGCCAUGAGGCCCUGGCCGGUGACCCGUCAGACUCCCAGGAACCUUCAGCACCGACGGCCCGGCGGGCUCCACGCCUCGCUCUGCAGCCUGGAUACCCUAGGAGAGACUUCCUCCAGGGAGCAGCCGGUUCCUCAUCUCCCUCCCAAACCCUCCUCUUCCUCCUCAUCUUCAUCAUCCUCCCACCGCCUGCGGGACUUCAGGGAGACCAUGAGCAGCAUCCUGCAUCACAGCCGAGGCCACGCCCCCUGCCCCGCCCACUCUCUGCCGGGCUCCGCCCCUCCUCCGAGCCCCGCCUCCAAGACUGGGAGACCGAGUCCAGGUCCGGCGAGUCCAGAUCCGGGUCUGCGGGGGGGGGGCCUCCAGCGGGGGCGGGGCCAGCGAGGUUCCGCCCGGCCUGGAAGCCGCGGCGCGAGACGCUCAACAUCGACAACAUCUUCACCCGCGAGCGGCGGCGGCAGGCGGGGUACAGCCCCCUGGGCGACCCCGGGGCCCCUCUGGCCCCGCCCCCCGAGGCGGGGAGGCCCCGCCCCCCUCCGGGUUCCAGGGGGAGGAGCCGGCCGGAGCCCCGCCCCCCAGCCCCGCCCCCCAGGCUCAUCCAGAGGAUGGAGAGCGGCUACGAGAGCAGCGAGAGGAACAGCAGCAGUCCCGUCAGCCUGGACCUGACAGACAGGGACGGCGGCGUGAGGGCGACUCCGUCGUCGUCGUGGAGGAACCUCCGGUCCCGGAGCAGCGGCUCGUUGCUGCAGGACGUCGGCGCCUCCAGCCUCGCGCCCCCCGGUGGACGGUCUGAGCUGGACCUCCUGCAGGACGAGGUCCUCCGGAGGGCCAGGGAGGACGAGCUGCAGAGACGGCAGGAGAAGGAGAGAGAGGCGGCGCUGGAAUUCAACCCUCGACCCAGCAAGUUCCUGGACCUGGACCAGCUGCAGAUCCAAGGGAAAGUGGACAGCUUGGACCGCUGCGUGUCGGAGGCGGAGCUUCUUCUGGACCAAUCGGUGCGUCUGGAGCAGGCGGGGGAGGUGGCCGCCGCGCUGUCGGCCGUCAACGAGGCCGUCUCUAAGCUAGCGGCGGCGGCGGAAGGGGGCGGAGCCUGCAGCCACGGCCGGCUGCAGCGCUGCAGCCGGAGGAGCCGCAGCCUGCAGCAGCGGCUGCAGCUGCUGCAGCGGGAGGAGGAACAGCAGCAGAGGGAGGAGCAGCGGCGGCGGGAACAGCCCAGUGAAGAGUCUCUCCCGGUCCGAGUGUUUCUGACUGACAGCCCCGGGGACCAAUCAGCUGCCAGCGUGGACCAGCAGGCCACGCCUCCUUCGGCUCACCGCAUUAAGCCCCUCCCUCCAUCAACCAUUGGCUCCUCCUCCAACAUGGUGGCCCCGCCUCCUCCGGUCACCUGCCUGGUCAAGCCCCUCCCCCCUGCGUCUGGCCCCGCCCCCUCCACCAACGGGGGCCCCUGCUCUCGGGGCGGGAAACCCCUCGGCAGCUCCAGGUCCCUCCCUGCUCUGUGUGUGGGCGUGUCCCCGGGGGACUUGGCUCCGCCCCUUUUUGGGGAGAACUUGGCUCCGCCCCCUUUUGGGGAGGAGGUGGAGCUCUCCGCCCGGUGGGGCGGAGCAUCAGCACAAGCCCCGCCCCCCGCCAGGUCCCGGACCCCGUCGCCCGUCGUGACUGACGGCAGGUGUCGUCCAAUGACGGAGCAGGAGUCGUAUUACGGCGGUUAUCCAGAGUCAACGUCACCUUCUGCUAGCCACGCCCCUUCUCUUAGCCCCGCCCCCUCCUACCCGACCAGGAACUGGUCCCACCUGGACCCCCCCGACGACAGGAACCGGUCCCGCUUAGACCUGGACCCCCCCGACGACGUGGACUUCCCCGUUCCUCCGAUGUCGUCGCCCUUUUACUCGCCUCCGGACCGGCACUUAGCCCCGCCCCCUGAGACCUGGGCCCCGCCCCCUGAGACCUUAACCCCGCCCUCCGUCCGGAGCCACGCCCCCGCUCUGCCGGUGGAGCGCUGGGCCGAGAACGUCAACCGAUACUACGGCUCCCAGAGUUCCCGGGGGUUCGGGGGGGCGGGGCCUGUGGAGGGGGCGGGGCCUGGCGAGGACAUGUCGGAGCUGGAGACGCUGUACCAGGCUAGUCUGCUAGCUCCUCCCAGCAUGCACCGGGGCAACCGUGGCGCCGGCCCAACGGGUGGCGGAACGACAGGUCCGAGGAGAACGCCGUCAGAACCGGGUCGGUCCAAAACCCCGACGGCGGAGCUGGAGAGAUUCGCCUACAGGAGCCGGGUCGGACCCGCGCACAAGCCCCCUGCAGGAGAAGACCUGAACUACAGCGCAGAAAACAUCCGCCGCCUGGCCCGCAGUCUGAGUGGGACGAACAUCGGGGCGAGAGACGACCCCUGCAGAUCGCGGACCCUCAGACCCCCAGACCUCCACCGGCCCCCCGAGGGGGGGUCCUCCUACACCUGGGGCCGCUCAGGGUCCGGCCCCCCCCACCAGCACCAGGUCCUGGUUCCGGGUCCGAGCCUCCGCAGCGUCGCCCUGAGUUACGGGACCCUCCCCCGCCGGGCCCCGCCCCCCCGGUCCGGGUCCGGACCGGGACCACCGCUGGACCAGCAGAGCCUGUACGGGACCCUGGGCCGCCGGGGCCACGCCCCUCCAGGCCACGCCCACCGCUGUGCCGGCUCCGGCGAGGCUCCGCCCCCCCUUUCCAGGGCUGGACCGGGUCUCCUGCUGGACCAGCAGAGCCUGUAUGGGACCCUGGGCCGCCGGGGCCACGCCCACCACCCCACCAGCUCCGCCCCCAACGGCCACCUCCACCGCCAGCUCUCUGCUGAGGCUCCGCCCCCUCCCAAAGGCCCCGCCCAGCCGCUCCGCCUGGACGUCCCCCCCGACGGCGACUGGCGCCGCGACGCCGGCUACCGGACGCUCCCGCGUGGCUCCGCCCCCCGCCAGAGUGGCUCCGCCCCCCACCAGCGGGCCCUCAGGCCCCUCCCCCUCGGGGCCCCGCCCUGCUCGCUGUGCCAGCGGCUCCCCGCCGCGACGCCCCGCCCCCACUGCUUAGCCUGCAGCGCCUACGUAGCCCGGCUGUGGCCCACUAGGACGUAGCGCAGGAGCGCUAGGCCCGCUAGGACGUAGCGCAGGGGCGCUAGGAUGUAGCGCCCCUGGAGCGUUAGCUGGAAACUUCCCGUCGUUCCAACUUCAGAAACUUUAUCUCCAACCGACGUUCUGCUAGCGUUCUGCUAGCGUUCCCAAACAAACGUCAUCAACGCCGUCUGGGACUCUACACCUGGCUACUCUGCCGUAGCAUGAGACCACGCCCCCCUUUGGGCUCCAGGUUUAAACUAGAAAAACAGCUAUAGUAAUCUAAAAGUUUAAUUUAAAUUAUGAAAUAAAACUAAACGUAGCUCAAUAAAUGUAGCUUUUUUUUACUGGAAGUUGCAUGAAACCACGCCCCCUUUUGGGUGCCACCAAAUAUGAUUAGACAGUUCCAGGUUUAAAUUAGAAAAAUGGCCAAAUUUAUGAAACUAAAAGUUACAUUUAAGUUACGAAAGAAAAAUAAACGUAGCUCAAUAAAUGUAGCUUUUUUUACUGGAAGUUGCAUGAAACCACGCCCCCUUUUGGGUGCCACCAAACUUGACUGGAAGUUCCAGGUUUAAACUAGAAAAAUUGCUAAAUAUAGUAAUCUAAAAGUUUAAUUUAAAUUACGAAAGAAAAAUAAACGUAGCUCAAUACAUUUUGCUUUUUUUACUGGAAGUUGCAUGACACCACGCCCCCUUUUGGGAGCCACCAAAUCUGACUGGAAGUUCCUGGUUUAAACUAGAAAAGCGGCCAAAUUUAUGAAUCUAAAAGUUUAAUUUAAAUUACGAAAGAAAAAUAAACGUAGCUAAAUACAUUUUGCUUGUUCCAGAUUUAAACUAGAAAAACGUCCAAAUUUAUGGAUCUAAAAGUUUAAUUUAAAUUACGAAAGAAAAAUAAAACGUAGCUAAAUAAUUUUUGUUUUUUUUACUGGAAGUUGCAUGAAACCACGCCCCCUUUUGGGAGCCACCAAAUUUGAUUUGACAGUUCCAGGUUUAAACUAGAAAAACGGCCAAAUUUAUGAAUCUAAAAGUUUAAUUUAAAUUACGAAAGAAAAAUAAACGUAGCUAAAUAACUUUUGUUUUUUUUACUGGAAGUUGCAUGAAACCACGCCCCCUUUUGGGAGCCACCAAACGUAAUUUGAAGUUCCAGGUUUAAACAAGAAUAAUGGCUAAAUUUACGAAUCUAAAAGAUAAAUUUAAAUUGCGGAAGAAAUAUAAACGUAGCUCAAUAAAUUUAGCUUUUUUUACUGGAAGUUGCAUGAAACCACGCCCCCUUUUGGGAGCCACCAAACUUAACUGGAAGUUCCAGGUUUAAACUUGGAAAAACAGCUACAUUUAUGAAUCUAAAAGUUGAAUUUAAAUUUAUGAAAGAAAAAUAAAUGUAGCUAAAUAAAUGUUGCUUAAGUUAGCGGCAAAUGGAUGGAUGGAUGCAGAUAUGUGAGAUAAAACUCAUUUAUCAACUUUAAAAACGUACGAAAUUCGUAAAUUUGCAAGUGAAAACUCCGACUUUAAUGUUACGAAACGAUAUAAAAAGUUCAGACUUUAAAAAGCUUUAAAACAGAUUUUUCAGAGGAAACUCAAGAUUUUAUUUUCUAUCAGAUUUUAUAAAACUUCUUAAAUUCCUGAAUUUACGAACUUAUUCAUUUGCUAAAUUUGGGAGAAAAAAACCUGAAUUUACAACUUUAGAGAUAAUUUACAGAGAAAGUUCUGAGAACUGAGUGAACUGGUUCUGACGGGUGAAUGUUCUGUUUAGGUUCUGGUCUUAUUCGGGCCGGAGUUUCCGGAGUAGAAUCAGAACCAGAACCGGACUGAACUGGUUUCUGAUUAGAACUAACUCCGACUCUUCGACCCGGACGUCACGUGGUUCUUCACAAAUGUGGCCUUUUGGAUUUCUGGACUGAUUACGCUAGUUUUUCUUUUGCUUCUUGCCUAGUUCUCCUCGUCGGUUCCACCGGUUCCGUCGGUUCUGCUCCUCGUUAACGGACCUUGAGCUGACUCCGCCCCCUGGCGGCCCGGAGGGGGCGUGGCCUUAGAUGUGGGCGGGGUCUUUGACUUGUUGCUUUGCCAGAUUUGAUCUUGUUGAGUUUUUGGUAUUUUUGAAGCUUAUUUUUCUACGAUGCUGUAGAAUAAAGAGAUUAAAACAUUUAC
Molecule: messenger RNA, 6904 nt
Organism: Cololabis saira (Pacific saury)
Lineage: Eukaryota; Metazoa; Chordata; Actinopteri; Beloniformes; Belonidae
Product: inactive ubiquitin carboxyl-terminal hydrolase 54-like
Biological process (GO): protein deubiquitination
Molecular function (GO): cysteine-type deubiquitinase activity
Source: RefSeq, a predicted model, not a curated record